CAAGCCAGCUUGUUUGGAGGGGCCAAAGUUUCAUGCAAGCCUCGACAUUGCCGCCAGACCGUGUCCACAAGCGGUCGCACUCCCGCGGCAGAAAUGGGCGGCUGUGGAGCCAAGCCCACCGACGGUCCGCGCACGAGAGUAAGGGUGCCCACGGAUCACCUGAAGGAAGUGCAGGACGGGGGAUUUGGAAAGGCACAGUUCAUUUUGGACAAUCCCGCUAGGAUCCAGGACGUGUACAACAUGGAGCAGAAGCGACUCGGUGAGGGGUCCUAUGGGUCGGUGAGCAAGGGCGUCCACAAGUCGACCGGCGUCAUCCGCGCCAUCAAGACCAUGUCGAAGGCCAAGAUGAGACAUAUCGAGCGGUUCCAGAGGGAGAUUGCAAUCAUGAAAGUCAUGGAUCACCCAAAUAUCAUUAAGUUGUUCGAGUCGUUCGAGGACCAUCACAAUAUAUAUCUUGCUAUGGAGCUGUGCUCUGGAGGGGAGCUUUUCGACCGCAUCAUUGAGGCAGGCCACUUCAACGAGAAGGAUGCAGCGAUCGUGAUGCAGCAAAUGCUUAGGGCAAUCUUCUACCUUCAUGGGCAGCAUAUCUGUCACAGGGACUUGAAACCAGAAAAUCCAAGAGCAGGCCCGACACAAUCAGCCGCGGCCUAGCGUGGGGGCGGCUUUUCUGUUCCAGAGCAAGGACCCGAUGGCGAGCAACGUCCUGAAGCUCAUCGACUUCGGCCUCUCCAGCAAGUUCACCGACGGCGGGCUGAUGUCCAGCAGGGCGGGGACCCCGUACUACGUCGCGCCGCAGGUGCUCGCUGGAAGGUACAACCACCUCUGCGAUCUGUGGUCUGCUGGCGUGAUCAUGUACGUCCUGCUCUCUGGGGUGCCGCCGUUUUUCGGGCAGACGGACCAGGAGGUACUCGCAAAGGUGAAGCAGGGACAUCUGAAUUUCAGAUCGCGGGACUGGAGCGGCAUCUCCGAGGAUGCGAAGGAGCUCGUCCGCAUGCUGGUGAAGAUGGACCCCGAGGACCGCCUCGACGCAGAGCAGGCUUUGAACCACUCCUGGAUCCGGAACUGCGCGCCUCAAGCCUCCAACGUAUCCCUGCCCAGCAACUUCGUUCCCAAGCUGCGCAGGUUCCGGUGUCGUAGCAAGUUUGCGAAGGCUGUUCUGCACGUGAUUGCCUCCCAGCUGAACGAAGUUCAGAUCAAGAGCCUCCGGGAGACCUUCCUGUCGCUUGAUAGCAACGGGGAUGGACUGCUUACUCUUUCCGAGCUGAAGGAAGGGCUCUCUCAAGCGGGCCUCACGCAGCUGCCGCAAGAUUUGAAGGAGAUAAUGGAAGGUAUUGAUGCAGAUGGCAGUGGCGUGAUCGAUUACACAGAGUUCUUGGCCGCCACCAUCGAGAAGAGGCAGUAUAUUCAGGAGGACGUCUGUUGGACUGCUUUCCGGGUCUUCGACUUGAACAGCGAUGGUAAGAUCACCCCGCAUGAGCUGAGGAUGGUCAUGAAUAGUGGCAAAAUGGAUAGUGUGGUGGACAUACAUGCGACGGCCGAUGUGCUGAAGGAAGUGGACGCGAACGGUGACGGUGCGAUCGACUUCAAAGAGUUUAUGGCCAUGAUGCGUGGUAUGUCUAUGAACGCGGACGCAGUGCCGUGAGCUUUUGCAUGUUCACUGUGCCUGGCACGCGGUGUAGCGUCACCAUCACGUGUAGAGCAAAGUAUCUAUCGCGACGGUCUAAGGUCGCACGCAUUGUGGCGGGCAGGAGCGUAUUACAGAACAUGCGAUUGUCGCGACAAAUCUGUGCACCAGUUGCCGAACACAUGUCCACAAGAGACACACGUACUUGUUAUCAAAGGUGUAUCCACCAGUACAUUUUCAUGGCGUAGAUCGGAGUUGAGAGCCGCCAGCGCUUCCAAACAGCCAAGUCGUCAUCACCCUCUUUAUCUCUGUCC
Prorocentrum cordatum is the source of this 1938-nucleotide messenger RNA. The record is from the annotation of a GenBank genome assembly. NCBI's taxonomy places the organism in Eukaryota, Dinophyceae, Prorocentrales, Prorocentraceae.